GCCUGGUACUUCCACAACUACAUUAACUCGCUCGCAAAGUGGUAUGACCUCGGCGACGCCCUGCGCCAAUUCGAGACCAAGGUGCCCCUGCUGGCCCUCGACGAGCCGCUUCUCUUCAGCGCCGUCAUCGCCCUAUCGGCCGAACACCAGUGUCAAACAAGAGGGCCCCAGAUCGCCAGGGAAUCAGCCGCCUUCUACCACGGCCACUGCGUCCGCCGCCUGAUCCAAUUGGAUGAGAAGAGCGAGCUGUUGACGAAUGGCGUCGCACUAGCUGCGGCGUGUUUGUUGCGGUCGUACGAGAUCCUCGAUGAGGACGUUGACCCCAACAGGCAUCUCAGGGGCGCAUAUUCACUGGCAUCAUGUGAAGCCUCCAUCACAGGGAGUCCCCCGGAUAGCCUCCUCGCUGCCAGGUUUUGGAACUAUUUGCGUGAGGACAUUACGUUCAGUCUGUUUGAAGGCUGCCCGUUGAAGAUGGAUGUGACUGAGUCUGCUGCUCCGAGCUUGGCUGAUGAUGGCCAUGACAAGCAACUCCACUCUGUUUCGCUCAUACUUGGUCAAAUCAUCAACAAGGCAUUCCGAAGUCAAAUCUCCGCGGUUGACUGGCAGAAGCUUGUCGACAUGGUACACACUUGGCUUGGGGAACUCCCAACACAUGUUCAACCAUUUUCUAGAGGCAGGUCAGUGACUUUGUCGACGGUAGGCGAACUACCAAGCUUCUGGUUCCUUCAAGACUUCCACGGCCAGCUGUCAAUGCUUCCAGCAGUGAAUGCUAACACCGCCAUCACCGGCCAUGCUGCAGACAAAGACGACCUCCUGGAUGCUUACGCCCUCGAGAUUUGUGGUAUCGCCUUUACAACAAACAUACCGUCCGUCGUGGUCAACAGUUUCGGCCCUAUUGCCUACUGUGGCAAGUUUAUACGGUCCGAACAAGCCAGACAGGAGGUCAUCCGCCGUCUGGCCUCGUGCAAGCGCCCCGUCGGCUGGCCAGUCGAGCGCCUCAUCUCCAGCCUCAAGCAGUCAUGG
Molecule: messenger RNA, 1023 nt
Organism: Trichoderma reesei QM6a
Lineage: Eukaryota; Fungi; Ascomycota; Sordariomycetes; Hypocreales; Hypocreaceae
Exons: 4
Biological process (GO): positive regulation of transcription by RNA polymerase II
Cellular component (GO): nucleus
Molecular function (GO): DNA-binding transcription factor activity; transcription cis-regulatory region binding
Source: RefSeq, a predicted model, not a curated record